This is a messenger RNA of Prosopis cineraria, 3620 nucleotides long. RefSeq lists its product as uncharacterized. Lineage: Eukaryota; Viridiplantae; Streptophyta; Magnoliopsida; Fabales; Fabaceae. The record is from RefSeq and is a predicted model, not a curated record.
UGCUUCGUGACUGACUUCACCACUCAACCACCUCUGAAAGUACCCUCUCACCCAUUGAAGGAUCAUCACCACAUUCCCACUACUAUUACUCUCUUGUGUCUCCAAGGAAUAGGAUUAACCCGUUCUCAUUGUCGUGACGAUCGACCCCUUUUUCUCUCUCCAUCUUGCAGUGUUCGGUGUUGCAGAGCAUCGGAACAUGGCUAAGAGAUCAGAUUUUGCACAGAAGCUGCUUGAUGAUUUGCGGCUGAGAAAAGAACGCAUGGCUGCUUCCCAGUCUCAGAGGUCAACCCAAUCCAAUCAGCUUCCUAUAGAUGCAUAUACCUACUCGAAGCAAACAUACAGAGGAUCCAGGAAUACGAAAGCUGGUGAAGCUGUUAGUUCCAGAACUGGAGACAUGCUAAGCAGGCCUAGUAGCAGAAGCCAUAAAACAUCAAACAUUGGAGAAUCGUCCGAUCAGAUUGUUGUGUACGGAAGAGGUCAGAGCUCAGUGCAAUUGAAUGAUAUAUCCCUUGCUCUGGCUUAUGCAUUUGAGAAUGGAGGAAAACUGAGAAGAGCUGAUUCUUCUUUCGCUAGUUCAAUGAUGGGUUUCCUUCACCAGAUUAAAAGGGGAACGGGGGAGUACAGCAAGAUGGGAAGAGGAAGCAAUCUGGAGACGCAAUUGGCUGCAGCAAACCACUUCCCUACUUUCUCUCCUGGGCAGAUCAAUGAGAUAUCCAAAGGCGUACAGAAGUUAAACCAGAUAUUGAGAGCCUGCUCCAAUGGUGUUCUUAACAUGGAUAGAUACUCAAUAGAAUUUGCAAAGGAACUAUUACAAGGAGCUAUGGAUUUGGAAGAGUCUCUGAGGAUAUUAGUAGACCUGCAGAAAAGUUCAGAUCCCAUGAAGAACUCACAGAAGAAAAAUCGGAUUACAUUGAUAGAGGAGGACAAUGAUGAUUAUAGUGAUGACAGAACAAUCGUGGCUUCUGAGCAAAGACAACUGGCACCACCAACAUUCUCCUUCGACAAGUCCUCGAGGCAUUCUCAUAAUGUUCAAGAUGUUGGAAAGACUAGUUUGAUGCAGAGGCAACUUGCUCUUACUUACUCUAAGGAACACAGAAACUCCAGUAAUGAAAAGCAAGCUGUUAACAUGUCAAAAUUGCUUCCCCACAGGCAAUCAACUAGCUCCAUUCCUGACAAUAAGAAUUUCAACGCCCUUUCAGGACAGAAAAAUCAGUCGGCUUCAAUGAAAUCCAAUAAAGAGAAGGCCAGGAUUCCAAAUGUAAUUGCCAAAUUAAUGGGGCUAGAGAAAAUGGAAUCAGGAAACCCCUCUCAGGAUUCAAAUUCUACACAGAAAAUAGAAGGAACUGCAUUCAGGCAUACUGCACCAGGAAGUGCCAAGAAGAUUGAAUUGAAGAGCCAAAAAACAGAGAAUUCAGUACCUCCAAAACAGCAAAAAAUGAUGGAACCUGUCAUUGUGCCAAAAACACAGGGAAAGGAGCUGAUGUAUGUUGCAGAUGAAAAGAUCAUCCAAAAGGCUAGCUCUGAGGUGGCUACGAAAAAUGGAAAAACACUAUGGAGGGAGUUGAAUGAAAUAAAAGCAUCCAAAGGAUUAGAGAAGGGCACCCUCAAAGUAGAGAAGCAGCAGAGUAAUGCAGAUAAAACGAACCUCAAUAGAGAAAGUGGAAAGGAUGCUCAGGCCAAUGGAAGAAAACAGGUUGAGGCAACUAACAGAGAAAAGAUCACAGUAAAGGGAAGAACCAAUGAUUUGCUUCUAAAUAACAUGCUAUCCCAGCUGGAACAGGCUCACGAAAGAUCAGAAGUUGACUCUUCAUUGCAGGAAGAAAAAGAAGGCAAUGGAAAUCUUAUCCAAUCAGUAAAGAAACACACAAACAAGAAGGAUGCAACUAAUCAAAAGAAGUCCCAGAAUCACCUUGGAAUUCAAAAGCCUUACGCGCUCUUAAAAUAUCGGCCACAAGAAGAACAACAGCACAGAGAAAAGCAGCUCCAGCAUCGUGAAAAGCAUAUCUUAGAGGCAAGACUACAAAAAGGGGGCGAAGCAGCUUUGAAAAAUUCAUCAAAACCCUCACAUGACCUGACCAAUUCCCCGAAGAAGCAAGGUUUCCGAGAUGGCAACUACAAUGAUCUAAAUCAUGACGAAACUUCCAUCGAGUUCAGUGCGAAAGUGAAACAAGUGAACAAUAGGAAGCCAGGUCAAAUUACCUCUCCAAGAAACCAACAAUGUGAACCAGUUACAGGAAAGCAUGGCGUCACAACAAUGACGGAUCAAAAAAGUGUUCAUAAACUAACGAACGAGAAGGUAAAGAAUACAAUAAAGAAAAAAGCUUAUGCUAAGCUAGAAGUGAGACAAAGAACAUCUGAAUCUGACAAAUUCAAUUUAUCAAAGGAAGCCAAGCAAGAAAGGGUUAGCAUUUUGAAAGAAGCAGAUGCACGCAUCAUUAGCUCCAACGACUUAAUUUCUAUCAUUGAACCAUUGGAUGUGAUACAACAACCACAUCCAGAAGCAGAACUCUCUCCUACAUUGUACGCUUCUCAUGGUGGGAAAGUUCAAAGCCUACAAGAAUCAGUAGAUUUGGUUCCCGAUAAUUUGUAUCAGUACGUCAAAUUGAUGGCCACUAAUGACAAGCAACAUGUCGCCACUCUUUUGGCAGUAGAUGAAAAAAUAGAGUCUUGUGACUCUGCACCAACUACAAUAAACGGAGUUCACGGAGAGAGGAUGGACAUAAAUUACCAUUCACGAAGGCAAGGCCAGAGAAUUUCUGAAAAAAGAAUGCUAGCGCCACUUUCUGAAAGUGAAAACUGCCUCAAAUGGAUCUUGAUCACGAGUCAACCAUUCCUCAACACAGCAGAAGCACUUUUCAAGCUAAACAUUCCAUUUAGCAUUCUUCAAGGCUGUGGUGGAGUGGACAAUCAAGAUGAAGAAGGCAGCAAGCUUAUAUUAGACUGCAGCUAUGAAGUGAUGAAACGCAAGGGGAUACGGCAAGAACUCAAAGUCCAUUCUUGCUCAAAGGCAUCAAUUAGUUCCAUUAAAAUAAGCUCAUUAGAUGAUUUGGUUAGGCAGCUGAAUGAUGACAUGGAAAAGCUGAAGUUUUAUGGAAGGAAUAGAACUUCCCCAGUUCAUGUUGAGGACUACCUUCCUAAAAUGCUUGAAAAUGAUGUCUACAAGAAGUAUCCAGACAUAGACUGUAUGUGGGAUUUGGGCUGGGACCAGGAAACAUUUGCAUCCCUCGAAAAAUACGAUGUCACAAGGGAUAUGGAAAAGCAUAUCCUUAAUGGACUUUUGGAUGAGAUCACACGGGAACUUUCGAAUGUUCAAGGAGUAACAGUUACACAUUCAGCUGUUCUAAUCCACUAGGAGGCCUAAAAAAAAAAGGACUUUCAUUUUUUAUAGGGAGUAGGGACUUGGUUAUUACAACUUUUCUCAUCUACAUUGAUUUCUGCUUUGCAGUCUCACAUAAACUCUCAAGGGUAUUGGCGGUGCCCCUUUUUUGUGAAGCAAGCCAUUUGUUUUUAUUUUGAGGGGUCAGAUGAAUGAACAUUCAGGUUUUGCAUGCUGAAUUGAGUGCAUUGUACUAAAUAUUUACAGAGAAAAAUAUGGAAUAAAUUUUGAUAUGGUGAACAAA